Messenger RNA from Anthostomella pinea, 1194 nucleotides. The record is from the annotation of a GenBank genome assembly. Lineage: Eukaryota; Fungi; Ascomycota; Sordariomycetes; Xylariales; Xylariaceae.
AUGGCUAACACCAACAACACCCCCCAAAACGACCUUGUGGUCGACCACAAGACGCCCAAAGAAACCAGGUACUACCCGUCCGAGCUCAAGAACGACCUGAAAGACAGCGGCCUCGCUCCCCGCGUGAUCGAAGAAACGCUCGCCUGCGCCUGGGAGUACACCCGCUGCAUCAUCCCGGAAUUCACGAACUGGGGGCGCUACCUGGCCUUCGUGCGCGCCACCGUCAUCUGCAUCGUCGUCGAGUUCGACGAAACCCUUGUGGACAUGAGCGUCGAAGACCGGUUAGUCCUCGGAUACGACGUGGACGCGGUCCUGGACACCUUGUUCGGCGGCACGCGAGCGAACGGGCCGAGCAACGAUGCCAUGAGUCGCGAGUUGCGUUGUUUCUACCUCAUGACGGGAGACAAAGCCAGCAGCCGCCGGGACAUAUCGCAGCUCUUCAGCCGGUACGUGUCGGCGCUAGCUAGCUCGCCGCGCGCCUGGUUCCGCCUCCGCGACACCGACGCCCUGUUCACGGAGCCGCAGCUCGAGUUGCUGGUCGAGGUCGGCGAGACGCUGUAUGACGCCGUGGCCUUUCACAAGCACCGCGCCGAGGGCGAGGUGUGCAACACGUUCGCGGACGCGGGGGGCUCCGGCCCCGACAAGGAGGUCCGCUCCCGGGCCUUCGCCCGCUGUCGCGAGGUCCUGUGGGCCAUGGACGCGAAGAUGGCGCGCUCGCCUGCCCACAGGCACGCGUUGAACUUCUUGCGCUCGUUUGGCGGCCCCGUGCAUAUCAUGAUGCGCCGCUAUCGCUUCGUGGAGGACGGCAUGAUAGUCGGGCGGUCUGAGACCGAGGACGUCGUUUCUAAGGCGCGGCAACACGACAAGCUCUGGAAUCGCGUGGAUGCUAAGAAGGGAGACACCGCCCGCGAUGGGUCCGGUACCGACGUCGACAACAAAGAGCCGGAUCUGCAUUACGAACGAGUCAUGGAGCAGGGCAAUCGGUUGCUAUUCUCCGGUUUCGUGGAUGUGCUGGAGAAAGCCACCCAUGAUCGCUGUGAGACAUGCGUAUAUCGUUCUUCAUACGGGGCGGAGUUUAUGGAGGAGUUCGGGGGCGUGAAGCUAUGUCUUAAGUGCAGACAGCAGUGGAAGACAUACCUGGAAGGCCUGGGCGAUCGUGCGGUUGCCGCUUUUCCAGAGAUCACUUCGCAGUGA